Molecule: messenger RNA, 617 nt
Organism: Ictidomys tridecemlineatus (thirteen-lined ground squirrel)
Lineage: Eukaryota; Metazoa; Chordata; Mammalia; Rodentia; Sciuridae
Gene: Scgb1c1
Product: secretoglobin family 1C member 1
Source: RefSeq, a predicted model, not a curated record
CACUAUUUGCCAACAGCCCUUCACCAAUUACCCAGGCUGGUGCUGCUUAGCACCUGGUGGAGGAUGAGGACAUGCCUGGCCCAAGCUUACCUGCCAGGUCCUGAUGGACAGGUCGGCCCACCCCUGGGCAAGGUGCCACCAGCUAAGGCAUAAAAACCUGGAAUCUACCAAGGCAGCUCCGGAGACUAUUGCCAUGAAGGGGAGCAGCACACUCCUGCUGGUGGUCCUCACCUUGUCCUUCAUCUGCGGACUGACGACAGGGGAGGACAACAAUGAGUUUUUCAUGGACUUCCUGCAAACCCUGCUGGUGGGAACCGCAGAGGAGCUCUAUGAGGGGCCCCUGGGCAAGUACAAUGUCAACGAGGAUGCCAAAGAAGCACUGACAGAGCUCAAGUCCUGCAUUGACAACCUACAGCCCAUGCACAAGGCGGAGCUGGUCAAGCUACUGGUGCAAGUGCUGGGCAGCCAGGAUGACGCCUAAGUGGACCUCAGACAGGGCUCCUGACAGCCACAGGACCAGCCACAAAAGUAGCCACAUGCAUGCUGCCUCACUGCUUCUUUACCAUGAAUAAAUUUACCCUUGAACCACUAAAUCAAUAAAGCCUCCUGCAGCCCAA